AUGCCGGCUUACCACUCUUCUCUCAUGGACCCCGACACCAAGCUCAUUGGCAACAUGGCGCUGCUGCCCAUCAGAAGUCAGUUCAAAGGACCUGCCCCGAGAGGGACAAAAGACACAGAUAUUGUGGAUGAAGCCCUCUGUUACUUCAAGGCCAAUGUCUUCUUCAAAAACUAUGAAAUUAAGAAUGAAGCUGAUAGAACCUUGAUAUAUAUCACUCUCUACAUUUCUGAGUGUCUAAAGAAACUCCAAAAGUGCAAUUCCAAAAGCCAAGGUGAGAAAGAAAUGUACACACUGGGAAUCACUAAUUUUCCCAUUCCCGGAGAGCCUGUUUUCCGCUUAACGCCAUCUAUGCCAAACCUGCAAACAAACAGGAAGACGAAGUGA
Molecule: messenger RNA, 384 nt
Organism: Pipistrellus nathusii (Nathusius's pipistrelle)
Lineage: Eukaryota; Metazoa; Chordata; Mammalia; Chiroptera; Vespertilionidae
Source: the annotation of a GenBank genome assembly